Molecule: messenger RNA, 165 nt
Organism: Thlaspi arvense
Lineage: Eukaryota; Viridiplantae; Streptophyta; Magnoliopsida; Brassicales; Brassicaceae
Source: the annotation of a GenBank genome assembly
UUGACAUUUUGUUUCCGUUUUGGCAGCCAUGCUUUCCAAAUAUUUGCUGUGAGGACUUCGAAAAGAAUAGAAAACAUCUCAAAAAUGGCUGCGGAGAAUAAGGAGAGAGUCGCUCAGCAAAUGGAAGAGAUUUCCAAGAACAUGGACUCCUUCAAGAAACAGUGA